AUGGACGCUGACGAUUCUUAUUCAUUAUUAGAGAUGCUUUCUGGAUUCUCUGACAGCGAGAUGGUGAAGGAAGUCACCCUGAAGUUGGACUACCAGCCUCUUGCAUUAGCAAGCGCUGCAACUUAUGUCAAACAGGUUCGGCAAAACAAGGCAACUUCAAACUUCAGGUGGGUCGACUACUUAAAGAAGAUACAAAAAGGACAGCGGAGCAGCACUGAAAAAUUUCUGUCGCAAAGCAACCUAUGUUACCCAAAGUCCAUGACCGCAGCAACAACACUUGCUGUUAAAAAUGCGCUGAUGUCUGACGAAAUUGUCGGUCACACGUUCGCUUUGCUUUCUCUGUGUUCAGCAGAUCCCUUAAGCUUAGACAUCGUGUUCAAUUACAUUUCCAGAGUGGAUGAACAAGCCGCGGACAAAGAAUUCAUUUGCGUAAAUCUCAAAAGGUGUUCACUGGUUGUAUUUGAAGAGGACGAAAGUGGCGCUUUUCUUCGUGUUCAUCAGGUUGUGCAUGAUACUAUCAAAACCGUAAUGAAAGAUCACCAAGAACCGCAAGGGUCAAGUCAAAUAAUCAAUACAGCAGCGGCAUCAUUUAGCCAGUUUAUAACUGCUAUUCCAGAACACAGUAAAUCGUACUCAGACACCAUACACUUGAUCCCACAUUUAAAGGCCUUAAUUAUAGUUAUUGAAUCUCUGUUCCGAAAAAAACACAACUCACGACAACAAGGGGACACUAAGGCCAGACAACAUUAAUUCGGAUUAUUUAAUUGAACUUGGCGAGAUUUGUACUGAACAUUGUGAAUUUCACAUAUCAAGGAAGUACCAUGAAUAUGCAUUAACCACCAAAUUAACUAUCCUUGGCCCUGACGAUACUGAAGUUGCAAUUAGUCACCGUUACCUAGGAUAUAUACACCAGAGCUUAAGUCACCUUAACAGUGAAAAAGAGCAUGAAGAUCGCGCUCUCGAAAUAUACCUCAAAAAGUUCGGUCCUGACCAUGUUGGUACUGCAAACGUCUACGGUCACUUGGCAUCAGUUCAUCAAGACUUAGGUGACCUUGAGGGCGCGAAGGAAUAUCAUGAGCGUGCUCUUGCUAUUGACCUAAAGAGGCUCGGUCUUGACCAUGCCGACGCUGCAGCUAGUUACAAUCACUUGGCUUGUAUUCACCGCGAUUUAGGUGACCUUGAGCGCUCAAAGGAAUAUCAUGAGCGUGCUCUUGCUAUUAACCUAAAGAGGUUCGGUCCUGACCAUGCCAACGUUGCGAGUUGUUAUCAUCAAUUGGGAUGUACUCACCACGAUUUAGUUGACCUUAAGGGCGCGAAGGAAUAUCAUGAGCGUGCGCUUCGUAUUCUCCUAGAGAGGGUCGGUCCUGACCAUGCCAACUUUGCGAAUUGUUACCAUCACUUGGGUCGUAUCCACUACGAUUUAGCUGACCUUAAGCUCGCGAAGGAAUAUUAUGAGCGUGCUCUUGCUAUUGACCUAAAGACGCUCGGUUCUGAAUAUGCCAACGUUGCGAGUUGUUAUCAUCAAUUGGGAUGUACUCACCACGAUUUAGGUGACCUUAAGGGCGCGAAGGAAUAUCAUGAGAGUGCGCUUGGUAUUCGCCUAGAGAGGCUCGGUCCUAACCAUGCCAACGUUGCGAGUUGUUAUCAUCAAUUGGGUCGUAUUCACCAUGAUUUAGGUGACCCUGAGCGCGCGAAGGAAUAUCAUGAGCGUGCUCUUGCUAUUGACCUAAAGAGGCUCGGUCCUGACAACGUGGAUGUUGCAGUUAGUUACUGUCACUUGGCUUGUAUUCACCGCGAUUUAGGUGACCUUGAGCGCGCGAAGGAAUAUCAUGAGCGUGCUCUUGCUAUUGACCUAAAGACGCUCGGUCCUGACCAUGCCAACGUUGGGAGUUGUUAUCAUCAAUUGGGAUAUACUCAUCACGAUUUAGGUGACCUUGAGCGCGCGAAGGAAUAUCAUGAGCGUGCUCUUACUAUUCGCCUAAAGAGGCUCGGU
Porites lobata is the source of this 1993-nucleotide messenger RNA. Lineage: Eukaryota; Metazoa; Cnidaria; Anthozoa; Scleractinia; Poritidae. The record is from the annotation of a GenBank genome assembly.